AUGUCUCUCCACGGAAUCCUGGUGGCUCUGAUCACCCCCUUCACCGAUGACAAGACCGCCAUUGACGAAAGCCGUCUCCAGGCUCACAUUGAGCACCUCAUCAAGGCCGGCGUCCACGGUCUUGUCCCCGGUGGCAGCACCGGUGAAUUCACUACUAUGACUGUCGCCGAGCGCAAGCAGCUUACCGAGCUUUGUGUCAAGUUUGCCGCUGGCCGUGUCCCCGUCGUCGCUGGAACUGGAGCUCUCUCCUCCGCCGAGACCGUUGAGCUCUCCGCACACGCAGCCAAGGCCGGUGCCGCUGCCACCAUGGUUGUGCCUCCCUUCUACGACCCCGUGACUCUCGAUGAGCUCCACGAGCUCCUCGAUGAAGUCCACAAGGCCUCAAACCUGCCCAUUGUCUACUAUAAUAUUCCCGGUGCCUCAGGUCUUAAGCUGAGCCCUACUGAGAUCGCCGGUCUUUCCAAGGUCGGCGUCAAGUACCUUAAGGAUACCUCCGGUGACGCACCUGCGUUGACAGAGCUUAUCUUCAGUCUCUCUGACCAGAUCACCUCUUUCAAUGGUUGGGAUACUCUGACUUUCUACGGUCUUGCUGCCGGUGCCCCCGGUGGUGUCUGGGGUGCGGCCAACAUUAUCCCCGAGCUCGCCGUUGAGCUUUAUAACGCAGUUGCAGUACAGGGAGACCUGAAGCGCGGAAGGGAACUCUGGGCUAAGGCUUUCCCCAUUUGCAAGUUCCUUGAGUCAAACAGCUACUCCGCAGCUGUUAAGACUGGUGUUGAGUUGAUUGGUCAACCCACUGGUGGUCUGCGCAAGCCUUUCGCUCUUCUUAACGCUGAGAAGCAGGCUGAACUCAAGCAAUUGCUGCAAAAUGCGGGUGUUAAGACUAUUUAA
Messenger RNA from Penicillium salamii, 888 nucleotides. The record is from the annotation of a GenBank genome assembly. NCBI's taxonomy places the organism in Eukaryota, Fungi, Ascomycota, Eurotiomycetes, Eurotiales, Aspergillaceae.